Molecule: messenger RNA, 5059 nt
Organism: Linum trigynum
Lineage: Eukaryota; Viridiplantae; Streptophyta; Magnoliopsida; Malpighiales; Linaceae
Source: the annotation of a GenBank genome assembly
UGUGAUCGACUUGUUUGACUUACCUGAUUGAAGUCAAUUUAGAUCUUUCUAGUUUAUUUUAUAGUUACAAAAAAUAUCAUGUUAAUUAGUAUGUGCAUUGUCGAGAAUCCUCUAAUAUAUUGGGAAUCGUAAUCUCGUGUGUCAAGAAUUUAUGGUCUCGUGUUGGUCGAUUAGAAAAAAAAAAAAAUUUGGCUUAACUAUGUAUCUGAUGAAAAAUUUUCUCAGUACUUGUGUUUGAGAAUCUUAAUCUCGCGAAUAGUUUAGAUUUGCUAACAGAACAUUUACACCAAUAUCAAUGAUUGAUUGUUCGUUAUAAAUGGUCACACAAAGUGAUGAACGGUUAAGCGAUCAUAAUAAAAUAACCUUAAAAUAGUUUAUUUUUUUAUACUUUUGUUUUGAAGAUGAUGUUGGGCUGUAGUAACAAUCCAUGUUCUUUCCUCCCAACUUGAGGCCAAUUCUUUGGACACAAAGCCCAUCUCAGCCCAACACCAAAUUUUUUUUUGUCAUUUGAUGCCCCUCAAACCCUAGCACCUUUGUCUGUGUUUGUGCCAGCCUGCCUUUGUCAUUUUCUUAACUUCAAUGCUCCACAAACCCUACAACCAAGAAGCCAUUACUGUCUUCUUUCUUUUUGCAGCAAGUUGAAACUUCACGUUCUAAGUGUUUUGCGUCUACGUAAUUGAGCGUUGAAUAAGUAUAAACAGUUGACAAACACCAAAGGUAGAUAUUCCUGCAGGUGCUAUCAGACUAACUAAUUACUUGACGGACAAUAAAACUAUCUCAUAAGCUAUUCGUUGUAUCAUCGAUUUAUCUCAAUAGCUCAAAUGGCCAGAAAAAAGUAGAAAAUAUGCAUUAAAUUACAUUGUUAUAACGUUCCUCCGAACAAAAUUCAAUCAUUGGCGAACUGUUGCACAAAUCCGUCAUUACCGUAUGUUAAUAAUGCCCAUAUGAAGUUCAACAAGAUCAAUAGCUGAACACAUAUAGGAUGGUUCGGUGGUCAUGUAACGAUAUACAAUGAUCUUUUCAAGUGUUGAGCCCAGUAAAUACCAUCCAACUUUUGUUUGACAGCUAUGAUGAAGUUUGACGAUGUAUAUGAAAUUUAUUUCUCGCUGUUCCUAACUAUAACUCAAAUGAUUGGAAUGAAACUAAAUGUAUUCGAAAGCUAAUUAUGUCCAAAAUUUAACGAUUGAAUUAAACACGUAGAGAUUUCACUAACUCCCAAGAUAAUGAGCCCCAGCUAUAUUCCUGUCGAUCCCACUUCUAAUUUUCUCAUUUUGUCAAUCAAUUGGUGGGUUUUAAUUAGACGAGCAAAGAAAUUUAAUUUUGGAUUCAUGAAGAACCCUAACCAGCAUUGCAGUAUAUGGUGUGAAUUUACACCUGGAAAAGAUGUUCAUUUUCAGUUAAAACAACAACAUCUAGGGCUUGUUUUUGGCAAAGCAACAGCUCACUCUUCACAUUCUUUCCCAAUGACCCCUCUCUUUCCUUGCCAAAAGCUAACUUCAGAAAGAAACUAAUCUAUUUUCAUCAAAUUCACUUUCUUUUUUUCUCCCUCUACUUCAACUGGAAUUUCAUUAGUCGAUUAUUUUUAAUAAAUUGAGACUAUAAACUUAUAUGAAUUCUUCGAGUAAGUGUAGCCCUCAAUCUCUACUGACAUUUUAUAUAUCUUUUGACUUUUGAUCUAUGCAAUUAGUGAAUUAUUGUUAGCGAGUCGAGCUAGAUUUCAAACAACAAAAGUUUAUCGUUAAGGAAUCAUGGUAUACAUAUGCCCUAUGAACCAGAUUGAACGUUGUAGGAAUAAAAAAAUUGAACGAAUUGUUAUUUACAUAUUUAAAUGCCUUUGAAAACCGCUUAAUUGUUGCAAAAAUUAAAUAUUUAACAACUUGACAAUCUUGAGAGAUCACACUAACUAAAAAAACUGUCAUUUUGCUAGAUAUCGAAUCAUCAGUUAACAUUAGAAUCGUAUAAUUAAGCAAAUUUCAUUUAAAAAUUAAUGAGAUUGUUAGUAAACAUUGCACAAUUAUGUCAAAAUCGAUCAAAAUUUAGCUAGAUCUUAUGUGGAAGCAUGCUCCAUUAAUUUCCAAAAAAAAUCGUGAGUAAGUACUUAACAAUAUUAACUCAUGAUCAACUUCUAUUCCCUUGUAACAAACACAAAAUGAAGACUAAACUAAACGAAGAAGAUAAGAAACCAAAAAGACACUUCCUAUUGCAAAGAUCAGCAAUGGUGGAGAAGUUGCUUUCUCUAUUUCCCCAUUUCUUCAUUUUUCCACCUCUCUCUUUACUUAAUUUUUCUUGUAUAUAAGUGCUGGGUUAGACAGACUUACAGGCAAAAGAAAGUAAAGAAGGAAUUGCAAGAAAAAUACAGAGCUAUAAAUCGAGAGUGAAAGGGCAAGAGAGAGAGAGAGAGAGAGAGAUGUGUGUUUCUUUGGAAUUCUAAACUUUCCAUUUAGUUCAUAUCUGAUCUCUUCUCACCAGCCAGCUGAUCUCUUCUCUCUCUCUCUCUCUCAGCUGCAGGUUUCUCUCUGAACUUUCUGAUCAGUCUCUCAUUUCAUCAUCAUCAUCAAUUCAUCAUUAUUGUAGAAUAAUAAAUCUUUUUUUAGCUCUCUCCUUGGGUUUUGGUUCUCCUCUGCAUGCUUUUUUCCAUUUUAAUUUGCUGCUCUCUCUUGGUUUUUCUUGUAUUUAUAACCCAACAUAGAAAGGAAUAAGAGCUUGUGAAGGGAGGAAGAGAGGGGUAAAAAAGCACCAAAAAAGGAGCAAGAAUUUAGCUCCUUCUGAAACAAAAUCUUCUUCUUCUUCUUCUUCUUCUUUCUCAAGAUCUCUCUUUCUCUCUUCCUACAAAUUCUUCCUCUCUCUGUCUCUCUCUUGUGUUUUUCUUAUCCUUUUUGGGAGUUUAAUCCCAUAGCAUAAGCUGAUUUGAGAUCUCUACUUCUUUUGUUGUAUAUGAUAUAGUUGUUUCCAUGGCUUUCCCAUACACAAACCCUACUAAACUAGAGCAAGGUCCAAUCUUUUCUCUCUUUAAUCAAAAGGGUUGAUUUUAAAUUUUUGGCUAUACCCCUUAAUCUAGCUUUGUAGCUAAUGUGUAGCAACGAUCUAGCUUGCUAACAAGCCUUAAAUUGAUCUUAAUCAUCCAUUUCAACUGAGAUGGAGUGAAAAACAUGGACAAGUACUUGAUUGUCCAAAAUGAGGAAAGUUUUUUCCUUUGUCAUUUUGGGUCCAGAAAAUGAAAAAAAUCAUUGCACUUUUUUUUACACAUGUAAUUCUAGCUCCAUGAAAACAGUUAAAGGACAGUACUGGAGAAAUGGGUCUUUGUUACUUUGUGUCUCCCUAGCAAGCUCUCGCUAGCUAAGAGCUCUAUGAUAAGACUUCAUACACACAGUUACACCUAUCUUCUUCAUUCAUUCUUCUUGUUUUCUCCAAAACUCUCAAAAAUGGCUCCUCCGUCGAGAUCUGAAGAGAAAAGUCCAAAACUUUGAAACCCUUUUCUCAUUCUUACCUUUGCUUAUAGGUAGAUCUCACAAAUAUGCUUACUUUAUGCUCUUUUCCCCUUUUUAGGGAGUGUAGAGUUUGGAGAAGAUCAAGAAGAGAUCAACAACAGAAGCAGCGGCAACAUGGGAAGGGGGAAGAUCGAGAUCAAGAGGAUUGAGAACACGACGAAUCGCCAAGUGACGUUCUGCAAGCGCAGGAAUGGGCUGCUGAAGAAAGCCUAUGAGCUCUCUGUGCUUUGUGAUGCUGAGGUUGCCCUCAUUGUCUUCUCCAGCCGUGGCCGCCUCUAUGAGUACUCCAACAACAAUAGCAUCAAGUCGACAAUAGAGAGGUACAAGAAGGCAAAUUCCGACAACACCCAUACUGCCUCUGUAACUGAAAUUAACGCUCAGUAUUACCAGCAGGAGUCAGCAAAGCUGCGCCAACAAAUUCAGGUGCUCCAGAACUCCAAUAGCAUGCUUUGCAGGCACCUCAUGGGGGAAUCCUUGGGUUCACUGUCUGUGAAGGAGCUGAAGCAGCUCGAGAACCGGCUCGACCGUGGAAUCAACCGAAUCCGGUCCAAGAAGCAUGAGCUGCUUCUAGCUGAAAUUGAGUAUCUGCAGAAGAGGGAGAUUGAGCUGGAGAAUGAAAGUGUCUGUCUUCGCACCAAGAUAGCGGAGGUGGAGAGGGUUCAUGAAGCAAACAUGGUGAGCGGAGCCGAGAUGAAUGCAAUCCACGCGCUGGCGGCUUCUCGCAACUUCUUUGCUCCACAAAUGAUGGAUCCUCCGCCGCAGCAGCAGCCACAGGACCUUUUCGCUUCCUCCGGCGCCGGCAGCAGCAGCCACCACGGCCAUCACCACCACCACCACGACGAGUCUCCAACUCCGGCCGACAAGGAUUCCGGCCACGGCCACCUCCACCUUGGCUGAUAAUGGUGUUCUCAUGGUCAGCAUGACGCAUGCAAGCACAUCCGCGAACAUGCAUUGCAUGGAAAUGAUUAUUAAUAUAUAAGUCUGUGGUAAUGUGGAAGAGAUUCAAACAAUAAGUGAGCUACGUAGAUUGUGGUGUGUGUUUGUGUUAAUGAAUGAAUACCCUAAGUGGUUAAUUUGAUGAUUACUUUUCUUUAAUAGUGUUUUAAUUUGUUGUUUAAAGAGGGCUUGUUGUGGUGACACGAUUCAUUGAAAUUAUGCAUGUUUUAAGUCGUGUGUAUCACUACAAGAAACAUAAGAUUUUGCGACGGAUGAAUUCGUCACCAAAGUCCAGUUAUCCGUCGCAAAUGCAGUAUCGCAACAAGUUCACGAAACUAUUACUAUUUGCGACGGAAAUAAAUCCGUCGCAAAUGAUGCCCUUCCGCGACGAAAUUGAUUCCCGUCGCUAAACCAGUCUUUUUGUAGUGGUACGAAAGUGAAAUCUUGAGGGCUUUGGCUUAUAGGUGGGCUUUGGCUUGCGAAGAAUUUGUGUGGUGGAUUGUUACUCGAAUUGAUUAGUUGGUGGGUUUGAGAAACCAAUUUUGAAAAUCGAUUCAUCUUUUAUCGAAUCCGAUCAUACCAAAUAAAUCUUAUGAUCAAUGAUCAAUUCGGUUCGAUAAAUUAAUUAAUUAAAA